Messenger RNA from Plectropomus leopardus (leopard coralgrouper), 2741 nucleotides. The record is from RefSeq and is a predicted model, not a curated record. NCBI's taxonomy places the organism in Eukaryota, Metazoa, Chordata, Actinopteri, Perciformes, Serranidae.
AUGCAUCGUGCGUUCUCGUUCCCGGUGACUGUGGAGCGCAGUCGGACCAAGGAGCGCCUGGAGGCGAGUCUGGCCGGGUUGUGUGAACUGGAGCUCCGCAAGCAGAGGCAGGAGUGCCUGGUGCUGGGGGCGCUGGCUCUGGGAGACCCUCUGCCCCAGGACUGCUCCAGAGGAGAGCUGGCGUGUUUCAGCAGCUGGGGGCAGGAGAACUUGACACUGAGGCGUCAGCUGAGUGCCCUUCAGAGUUCCCCAUGGGGCCUGAUGCAGGCACUGGAACAGCAAGUGGGAGAACUGAGGAUCGACACUGACAACGGCUGCUAUGACAGAGCUCAAGGAGACGCAGGUGAUAGUCGGCCAAGCUCUGGUUUCUAUGAGUCGAGUGAGGGUCAAUCGCCUAAAGGAAGGUCUUGUUCCACUGAGCCGGCAGAGACAGCCUCCUCCUGGGUGUACACCAACGACAGGCCAAAGUCUGUGGGGGACCCCCUUAUGCUGAAUGGAGAACUGGAUGUGCCAGUCCUACGCACCACCUUACCGCGCUCUUUCUCUGCCCCUUACCCGCCACUUGAGGGCAUUGCUGAGGAGAGCACAGCAGUGGAGUCCUGGCAGUGUGACUCUAGUGGAGGCGACCAUGCCUGGCAACAGCCGCCUGCAGAAGAUCGGGUCACAGAGGAGGACUACCAGCAGGCUUUGAGAGUAGAGGGUUACAUCCUAAGUCUCAUCCAGCGCCACACCCUCCCGCCACGGCCAUGUCAGCCCCGCACCAGCCUAAACCCUGACCCCCCAUACUGCAGUGUCUCUGGACACAGCUCCCUACACAGGAGAACUCUGUCUCUUACCAAUCAGCCCCAUGUUGACCUUUCGGCAAACUCUAAAAGCCAGGGCUGGGGUUGUGACCCGCUGGAAGGGGAGGUGUGUGGAGGAGAGGCCCCAUCUUUGGAGGAGGACUGUUAUCUGGCUCUGCCCUACCCCCAGUCCAGGCCACACUCCCUGGCUGAGAGGCUACCAUCACCUCUGCCCUCCCUGGACCCCAACUGUGGUGUUGGGGCUCUUGACCUUUCUUGUGAACCCCCAUCCCCCCAGCAUUACUUACAACCACAUCCCAUUAUUCAACACAAACACAAUUUAGUAAACGCCCAGUAUAUCCCUGGACAAGCCAGCCACGCCCCUGUGCGCUCCCCGAGACACUACAACCCAGAGCAGCCUAAGCCCAACCGAGCUGUCACCUCUCCUGACCACCCGAACUCUAAGCCCAGAACGUCUAAAAAGAGCCACAAUGAGCGGCAGAGAGCUAAGAAAUCAAACAGUAAAACCAGUCGAUCCCAGUCUGAAAACAGCCUCCUAGGCCAACGAGUGUUUCCUGAGCGCAGGUACAGCACCACCGAGAGACACCAGGGUCGAGCAGAUCUUGCUCAGAACCAAGUCAUUGGAUCGCAGGUGGGCAACAACAGCCACAAUGGGAGCCGACGCUGGUGCUCCAACCUGGAGCUCAGCCAGGAUGAAGGGGACACCCAGGCACAUAGACGACCACCUAGAAAAGCUCGCCAUGGUCAUUCUUUACCCCAUUCCCAACCCCAGAACUACCACCAUCACCACCAUCAGCAGCAGCAGCAGCACACUCAACGUUGGCACCCAGACUUUCAGGAGAAAGCACCUCUCUGCCAGGGUGAGGAGGGCUAUGCUGGUGCCGCCCCCGCGGAGUCUGAGUCCAGUAUGAGCGAGGUGUACUCCCCAGCCUCAAGCUCACUGUCCAGCGACUCAGAUGAAAGCGGGGGGCUUGUGUGGCCUCAGCAGCUGCCACCACGUCUUGCUUCUACCUCCUCUUCAUCCUCACCUUCACCAAAAGCCACCACCAAUGCCCCCUCUCAACCAAAAGCCUUCGUCAAGAUAAAAGCCUCUCAUGCUCUGAAAAAGAAGAUCCUCAGAUUCCGCUCAGGGUCCCUCAAAGUCAUGACUACUGUAUGAGGAAAUGCUCAAACCUGUUUUCAACCCAUAACCUUUACUACUGUAAUGUAAAGCCAUCAUCAGAGCAACACUGUGGCUGCCUCUUUGGUCACCAGUUAUAUAACUAAGCAAUCCAGGCUUUGUACACUACCUACCUCUAAUCACAGGAUGUUCUGGGGCCCCUUUUCCACUGUACAAAAAACCUUGCUAAUCCUCUCUAACAUCUGGCUUUUUCAUAUAAUAAGAAAGGUAGCAAUUGGCAUUCACACCCAGGUCAACUGACUCUGCAGUAGUCAUAAGUAUUUAUGACUCUGGCUCUGAUGUCAAGAUGUAAUGAUGCGCCACCGCAAAAUACCAAUCAUCUCUACCCAAGUAGCACUCAAAUACUGUUCCAAAUUAGUCUGCACCAAGUUUGAAAGAGACUGAAUAAGUAAGAGAUAUAAAAAAAAAAAGAAUUAGCCACCAUGAUGUUUUCACAGGCGUCUAUUCAUGCUGCUUUCUACUGUUUACUAACCGGUUCUCCGGCCUUUCUGUGACGUUGAACAUGACACACAAACCAAAAAAAAAUACACACAACCACACACAGAAAGGCAUGCUUGUCUGCUGCAGAGCCGUAUACAUGGCUGUACUCUACUGCCAAUGGAAAAGGAGUCAGUAGCCUAUUUUUAGCUGGUUUACCCAUUUUCAAAAACCUGCACAUGCACUGAUUUAGGUGGAAGAGGGGCAUUGGUGAGAGACAUAAUAUAAUUAGGCAUGAUUAAAGAUCUGCCAGAGAUCAUCUAGUUGAAUUUAUCUUGCAG